Molecule: messenger RNA, 6116 nt
Organism: Lethenteron reissneri (Far Eastern brook lamprey)
Lineage: Eukaryota; Metazoa; Chordata; Hyperoartia; Petromyzontiformes; Petromyzontidae
Biological process (GO): regulation of gene expression
Cellular component (GO): nucleus
Source: RefSeq, a predicted model, not a curated record
UGAUGAUGCAGAAGAUGAUGAUGAUGGUGAUGCCGCCGCUGCUGCUGCUGCUAAUGAUGAUGCCGAAGAUGAUGGUGAUGAUGACGACGCCGCGUUAAUUGAGUGCCAGUCGUUGAGGCGGUGCGCUGGGGCAGGAGGCGUCGGAGUGCCGUGAACUGUGCUGCUGCAGCUGCUGCUGCUGCAAUCAGCUGUUGUGCCGAUGGCGUGCCUGCUUGGCCCCGUCACCCCUUCCCUCGCGCUCCUUGCACCACCUCUCCCGGAGCCGAGCGGGGACUUCCCGGCGUGGCUGGAGGCGCAGGGCGUGAACGAGGAGGUGGCCCGGGCCAUGGACUCGGAGCUGGGCAUCCGGGACUACGGGGUCCUGCGCGCCUGCGUCGGGGACGGCCUCGUGCGGGCCGAGCUCCUGUCCGCGGCGCGCGACCGCCUGCCCUUCGGCUUCUACGCCGUGCUGCGGCGGUUCGUGGCGGCGCUGCUGCUCCCGGACGAUCCCCGCGCGUCGUCCGCCGGUGCCGCCGCCGCCGGUGCCGCCGCGGUGAAGGACGCGACCCUGGUGAGCCUGGUGGAGGCGCUGCUGGCGCUGCUCGCGGGGCUGAGCCGCGAGUUCUCGGCGUGCGUGGGCCGGCUCGACGCGAUGGACAUCGGAGCCCUCGCUGGGGCCUCGAGCGCCGGGGGUGGAGAGGGCGCCCGCGGCCUCGCGGCAGCCGGGGAGGACGCGGAGGGCGGCGGCGAGCGUCCAGAUCAGUGUGGAGAGGCCCAUUCUGUGGCGUGGAAUGAACUGAAAAGAGAGACAUGUUGCAUGAGCCAAGGUGAAACGAGCGAGGUCUCGGUCCCGAUGUGGCCAGAGUUCAAAACGGAGCCGGUGGAUCUCGCUCAGGGGACGACAAGCGCGGUGAGCAGUCACUGCCCGACGAUCGCAUUCGUCCGAUCGGCCUGCCGGCAGACCGCGGGCGGCGAGUGCGCCGCACUCACGGCGGACGCGGUCGCACCCUCGCAGCCGCAGCAGCAGUUGGAGGACGAAGGGGCGGAGUGGGAGGAAGAAGCGGGGGAGGAGGAGAUUCGUGACGAUGACGCUGCCGCCACCGCCACGUUCGACACGCACAUCGCUCUGGAGCAGCGGAACGACCCGGCAGACUAUUCCACCGCCGCCGACACCUUCGCCGCCAGCAUCCCGGACGUCGGCAGGAACCACCGCCCAGAGCGUUCGCGGCCGCACAAGUGCUCGUUCUGCGAGCGGCGCUUCGAGAAGCCGGCGUACCUCAAGCGUCACGAGCGCACGCACACGGGCGAGAAGCCGUACGGCUGCGACGCGUGCGGACGCUCGUUCUCGCAGCGCUCGAAGUUGAAGACGCACGCGCGCACGCACACGGGCGAGAAGCUGUACCGCUGCGACGUGUGCGGGCGCGCCUUCGCUCAGCGCUCGGGCCUCGAGUACCACCGGCGCGUGCACACUGGCGAACGGCCCUACGGUUGCGAGGUGUGCGGCCGAGCCUUCGCGCAGUACGGCAACCUCAAGGUGCACCGGCGCACUCACACGGGGGAGCGUCCGCACCGCUGCGAUGUGUGCGGCCGCUCGUUCACUCUCUUCUCGGGCCUCAAGUACCACAUGCGCACGCACACGGGCGAGAAGCCCUACCGCUGCGAGGUGUGCGGCCGAGCCUUCUCGCAGUGCUCCAACAUGAAGACGCACCAGCGCACGCACCUGGCCGACGCGGCCGUCGCCGGCAGCAACGCCUCACGCGAGGCACCGCGGCGAAUCAGCGGCUCGCAGAGGCAGUUGAUGGUGGUGGUCGCCGCCGUUGAAACAGCAACAGCAGCAGCAGCAACGGCCUGUUCGUGUGUUUUUAAACCUCAACUACGACAAUUCUCUCAGCGCUGCGGUGGCAGAAAGUUGUGUCUUCUUGGAAUGGCGUGCGCCGCGGUGCUGGAGCCGAGCAGGGACUUCCCGGCGUGGCUGGAGGCGCAGGGCGUGAACGAGGAGGUGGCCCGGGCCAUGGAUUCGGAGCUGGGCAUCCGGGACUACGGGGUCCUGCGCGCCUGCGUCGGGGACGGCCUCGUGCGUGCCGAGCUGCUGGCCACGGCGCGCGACCGCCUGCCCUUCGGCUUCUACGCCGUGCUGCGGCAGGUGGUGAAGGCCCUGCAGGGCGCCGAGCCGUUCCAACUGCCACUUUUUGACGACGGCGGCAGCAGCGGUGGCAGCGGGUCGUCGCCCGGCGUGGUGAGGGACGUGACCCUGGAGGGGUUGAUCGAGGUGCUCGCCAACUUGUUCGGCGGACUGAGCCGCGAGCUGUCGGUGUCCAUGCAGAGGCUGGGACGCGUCCACGGAGCGGACUGCGGCCCCGGGGAGGAGAAUGGAGAAUACCCGAGUGCCGGCAACGACCCGUGCCAAGAUCAAGAUCAUGGAGCAGACGGCCACUACUUGAACCAGUCUUACGAGGACGGAGAUGUCCCUUCCCUGGAAACGUCCAGCACCAUCCACUCGGACCAGGGCAUUAAAAUUGAGAGCGUGCCAGGUAAAGCCACGGUCGGCGGCGAUCACAUGUUCGCAAUCGAGGACGUCACCUCGCUUCAGAGCGACAAGGUGCGACUCGUGCUGGCGGCCAAGAUACGCACCAACGCGCAGCAGCAAGAGCGGCAUCUGUCGCAGCAGCAGCAACAGCAGCAGCAGCAGCACCAAGGGCUGGCUACCCGUCGGUGCGCCGAGAACCUGCCGGAGCCCGUCUACCCCGCGGCGCAGCUGCCCAACUCGCACGCGUACCCAGCGGUGCCGGGCGGCAGGAACGGCACCCCGUCUCCGGACGCCGACGCCGACCCUGGGCGGCCGCACGAGUGCCGCCAGUGCGGGCGGCGCUUUGCCAAGUCGGACCAGCUGACGGGUCACAUGCGCAUCCACACGGGCGAGAAGCCGCACCCGUGCGACUUGUGCGGCCGCACGUUCUCGCACUACGGCAACCUGAAGACGCACCGGCGCACGCACACGGGCGAAAAGCCGUACCGCUGCGGCGCCUGCGGCCGCGCCUUCUCGCAGUGCUCCAGCCUCAAGACGCACCAGCGCAUCCACACGGGCGAGAAGCCGUACUCGUGCGACGUGUGCCCACGGGCCUUCGCGCAGUACUCAAGCCUCAAGUACCACAUGCGCACGCACACGGGCGAGAGGCCCUACACGUGCCAGGCCUGCGGCAAGAGCUUCAGCAUGUCGAGCCACUUCAACAGGCACAGACGCAUGUGCUCGAACGCGCUUGUGUCGAGAUUGAACAAUAAAAUUAAUUUAAUAUUAAUAAUUUAUUUGUUGCUGUUGCUGCCGGGCGCGGCGAAUCUGCAGUCGCGGCGCGCGACGCCAACUUCGGCGCUGACGUCACCCGGCCCGGCACGCGCGGGGCGCCCAGAGUGCGAGAUGGAGAGUCAACCCACGAUGGAGCUGCAACAGCAGGAGGACUUCCCGGCGUGGCUUGAGGCGCAGGGCGUGAACGAGGAGGUGGCCCGGGCCAUGGACUCGGAGCUGGGCAUCCGGGACUACGGGGUCUUGCGCGCCUGCGUCGGGGACGCGUGCCUCCGUGCCGAGCUCCUGUCCACGGCGCGCGACCGCCUGCCCUUCGGCUUCUACGCCGUGCUGCGGCAGGUGGUGAAGGCCCUGCAGGGCGCCGAGCCCCACGACGGCGCCGGGACACCGCUGUCCGGCGCGCUUCGCGACGUGACGCUGGCGGGGCUCGUGGAGGUGCUGCUUGCGCUGCUCACGGGCCUGAGCCGCGAGCUGGCGCUCUCCGUGCAGAAGCUGGAGGCGGUGAGCGGCGGCGGCGCCUUUGUCGGAAGGUUCCUCGCGAAGGACGAGGACUACCAGACGGAGAGGGACGAUGACGAUUCGCACCACGGCAACGCCGGCGACUUCUCCAACGACGACGCCGAGAGUCCAGUCCCCGAGGAGGAGGAGGAGUGCGAGUGGCGGCAGCACAGCGACAGCAGCCCAGGGAAGAGCCUGGAGACCCUGUCUGGCUUCGUGCUCCCGGACGGCAGUACCCUGGAGUGCGCGCGGCAGUACUACGCCGCCUCCUCCGCCGCCGCCGCCGCCGCCAAGGAGCGCAGCGCCGCCUACGGGGCCGCCCUGCAGCUGCAGCAGCUGCAGCAGCUGCAGCAGCAGCAGCUGCAACCGCAUCAACAGCCGCAGCAGAGUCAGCAGCAGCAGCACAGCGUGGACGAGAUGAUCGCGGCCGCAGUUGCCGCCACCGCUGCCGCCGAUCCCCACCACCUCCAACACCACCAACAGCAGCAGCAGCAGCAGCAGGUGGAGGAGGCGGCCGCCGCCGCCGCCGUGGCGUCGAUCAGCAGCAAAGGGCGGCCGCGCACCAACCGCCCCGACGCGCUGGCGCCGAGGCGGCAGCAGUACGAGUGCCGGCAGUGCGGGCGCGAGUUUGUGCGCUCGGACGCGCUCAAAGCGCACAUGCGCAUCCACACGGGCGAGAAGCCGUACCGCUGCGGAGCCUGCGGCCGCGCCUUCUCGCAGAGCUCCGGGCUCAAGACGCACCAGCGGGUGCACACGGGAGAGAAGCCGUACCGCUGCGGCGUGUGCGGGCGCGUGUUCGCGCAGUGUCGGGCCUUCAAGUACCACAUGCGCACGCACACGGGGGAGAAGCCCUACGUGUGCCAGGGCUGCGGCAAGAGCUUCGGCAUAUCGAGCCACUGCAACAGGCACCGCAAGAUGUGCCUGCUCGCCAACGCGAGGCCGGUUCACGACGAGCGGUGACGGGUCCGUCUCCCGAUGGGUCUCUUUACGCGCGGUGAUCAUUGGGAGUCGCUCCUGAAUUAGUCGGGUUUGCCGGCAGUGCAGCGUGACGCUGAGACUAAUUCCCUCCCCUCACCCCCUCCCUCCGCCGCCCCCUUUUUCCACUGACACAUCUGAGCCGAGCCAGCGCCGGGUGACUGGCAACACGGGGUGGUUUUCCCAACUGCGAGCUGGAACCAAACCGUGCUACGUUGGCCUCGCAAGAAGUCUGUAUCUUGCUCGAGGGCCAAGCUCCGUGCCCGGGGCGGAAGUAAGAACACGUUCGCAAAUUGAAUGUGAUUCAUACAAAAAUCGCUAUGGACUUUGUUCCAUUCGCGAGUGUUGCAGUCCCACGAGCCGGUGCUCGUUUUACUGACCCCCGAAGGGACGAUCACGGUGAUGACGACGAAGAUGAUGACGACGUUGGUGACGACGAUGAGGGUGAGCCGACCCUUGCCGCAGGAUCUCAACUCGCAACCUUGAGGUCUUGAGACUGCUGCUCCGUACAAAUGGAACCGUGUCGAUGUAUGCAUCCUGUACGUGUGCGUGCUAAACGAAACUAUUUUGUAUCUUAUCAGUUAAGGCCCACUGAGCUAUUUUUCAGAAUCGACUUGGCCACAAAUGAUAGCUCAACGAACUCGUGACCUAUUUGCCAGGCGAGGCAGAUAGCAUUUCUCCACCGGCACAUACAGUCAGUCAUGCAUUGAUGUAGCUAUGGGUAUGACUGGAGUUCCCGUGAUGGUUUAUGCUCCGUUGACGAGAUCGGCAAGGCAGUUUACCAUCUCGCAAAGCGAUCUGAUCGGAGGCGAGUGUGAACGUGGGUCAUUUUCUACUCUUCCCAGAGGUGGUGUAUUUAUUUAACUGAGUGGGGGGGUGGGGGGAGACCUUAGGUCCCUGUUGGGAGUCAGGAUGUGAAGACUACUAUUUUUAAAGCAUCCCGCGUAAUCGGUCGCAAUUUUAAGCCGAUUGCUCAACGGAAUCGUUGAAUCGUCUCGGUUGUACAUUGUGUUUUUUGCUGAGCGGUUACAAGGUGGGUAGUCUAGGCCAUGGACAGGUGGCCGCUAAUUUAUAACAAGCAUAAAUGGGUCAGCAUUUACGCUAUUGGAACCUCAUUUGCCAGUAAAAAAUAUGAUAAUUGUUUUUUUACCCUUUUAUCUGCCAACGAAACUGACACCUUUUUUACAAGGAGUCGUGUUUGCACCUUUUGGCGUCAUCUGGUCCAACACCAUGUGAGGCUAGGCUCUGAGGAAAGCUGUCUCGGGUGUGGACCAAUAAACUUCAAGGACAGUACAUACAUUAUCGGAGUUAUGUUUUUUGUUUGCAUUAUGACUGCAGGUAUUGUGGUCUAAGCAAACAUGACUCC